Molecule: messenger RNA, 1982 nt
Organism: Eupeodes corollae
Lineage: Eukaryota; Metazoa; Arthropoda; Insecta; Diptera; Syrphidae
Product: carnosine N-methyltransferase
Exons: 7
Coding region: 165-1382 (405 amino acids)
Molecular function (GO): S-adenosylmethionine-dependent methyltransferase activity
Source: RefSeq, a predicted model, not a curated record
UUGACAAGUCAAAGUCAAGCAUUUUUCGUGGUUUGAUUCUUUCUACCCGCGGGGGCACUUUUUUUGUUGCUUUCUUGUUUUAUGAAGUUUGUUAUAAAAUAAUUGUUAACUUAUUAUUUAAUUUCAUUAACAUUAUAAAUACCUCAUAAAUAUCAGUUGUCAUAAUGAACGAUAGGCCGCCAAUCUACAGCCCACCACUUCGACCAGAAGACGAGGAAGAUGAGCGCAGACAUUUCCUCAAUAUUAUCCAAGCUCUUAAAUGUUAUAGGUCUUAUUCAUAUGCUCGAGUUGAUAAAACUGAAUACUACCUCAACACUCUUAACGAACGCCAUCAAAAUAUGUUGGCCAAGUAUCGAAACCACAUCGGAGCCGUCCGCUACUGUAUUGACGAAAACUUCAAAGUUAUCCAAAAAAUGCUGCGUGACUCGGAUGAAGUUGAAAAACUGUUCUGUCAAUAUCCAACAGGUCCAGCAGUACACCAAGAAGAUGCACAUGCACAAAAAGUCCGUUACCAAGACAUGGAAAAUCCAGUCGUUGAACCUUUUAAAUUAUUAAAGGUCCAGUCCACGCUGAAGCAGUUCGCACGCGAUUGGAGCGCCGAAGGUGAACCUGAACGUUCACAAUCCUACAAACCAAUUAUUGAUGCGAUUGAGAGUUUUUUCGAUCCAGAGAAAAUGGAACUAAAUGAAGUUAAAGUUUUAGUACCUGGAGCUGGUCUGGGGCGACUGGCUUAUGAACUGGCAUGUCGGGGAUAUUUCUGCGAAGGCAAUGAGUUUUCCUAUUUUAUGUUGAUUGCUUCCAAUUUUGUGUUAAAUCAAUGCACAAUUGAAAAUCAGUUCACAUUGUAUCCAUGGGUUCAUCAGUACGUAAACAAUCUCAGAAAAUGUGAUCAAGUUGCUCCUAUUAAAUUUCCUGACGUUUGUCCACUUAAAUCACCUCCAAAGGGUGAGAUUAUGAUUACUGCUGGUGAUUUUCUACAGGUGUAUGAAAUUCCAAAUUCAUAUGAUUGUGUAGCCACGUGUUUCUUUAUAGACUGUGCAAAUAAUAUCGUAGAAUUUAUCGAGACCAUAUAUAAAAUUUUAGUUCCUGGAGGAAUUUGGGUUAAUCUAGGUCCUCUGCUGUACCAUUUCAGUGAUAUGCAAUCUGAAAAUAGUAUCGAACCAACGCACGAAGACUUAAUGACAAUAAUUGAUGCAGUUGGUUUCGAGACAAUCAAAAGCGAGACUGGUGUACGUACAAAGUAUGCACAAAACCCUAGAUCCAUGCUGAAGAGUGAAUACGAAAGCCUCUUCUGGGUAUGUCGAAAACCAAGCAUAAUAACUACGAUGCCGCCAACAGAUAAUGACCAAAAUGGCAUAUCGGGGGAUAUGAAAAUUGAAUGAGGCAAUAACUUUGUAAAACAUUAUCACCUCCAAAAAUGAAUUAGCUUUACGUUUAUUUUUUUUUUAUUUUUGUUCUUCUUUUCUUUUACAUGAACACAUAAAUUUUGUUUUUUGUUUUUUUAUUCAAUUUCACUAUUUCACCUUUUUAAACGUUACAAUUUGAAUUCAAAAACUGAACAAACAACUGAGGUACUUUGUCGAGAGUGCUACUAGUUGAAUGCAUUUUGCUAUAGUUUAGAAAUUGCCUUCGCAAUCGGUUCAACUGAAUUGCAUUAAUAUUGUCUGGGAGGUCGACUUUAAUGUUGCUACCUUUAACUGGUACCGGUCCGGUGAUUCCUAUUUUGCGUGACGACAUAACAUCUGCCACUAUUUGUUGGGUCAAUUGAUCCAUUUCGAAAAGGUAGUUGGUUGCACUUAUGGGAGCCUGGAAGACGAUCAAAUAUGAUAUAGAACUUGAAGUUAGAUAAGUAAAUCUAAAUCAAUGUAAAUUAUUUAAUGUGACAAUUGUUUUGUUUAUAUACAACAUACAUAACAUUUUCUUUUGUUUGUAAAUAAUAAUAAUAAUAAAAAAAACAUAAAACAUUUAAUAUAAUUAACUUA